This is a messenger RNA of Sinocyclocheilus grahami, 509 nucleotides long. Its product is annotated as mediator of RNA polymerase II transcription subunit 7. The transcript has 2 exons. Gene Ontology annotation, biological process: regulation of transcription by RNA polymerase II. Lineage: Eukaryota; Metazoa; Chordata; Actinopteri; Cypriniformes; Cyprinidae. Gene Ontology annotation, cellular component: mediator complex. The record is from RefSeq and is a predicted model, not a curated record. Gene Ontology annotation, molecular function: transcription coregulator activity. Bases 174 to 509 code for a protein of 111 amino acids.
AGAAGAAGAAGAAGAAGACCGUGCACCAAUGCAUUCCAUUCAUCUUUAGACCUGAAGAAAUCGCGAAUCGAGACAUGCAAGAGGGCUUCAUCGCUUUGCAUAUGUUUACUGAAAAUCUUUUUACGUAGUUGACAGUACUUUUGUUCAGUAAGCCAGCAGUUUCGAUUUCCAAAAUGGGGGAGCCACAGCAGGUCAGUGCUCUUCCACCUCCUCCGAUGCAGUACAUCAAGGAGUACACGGAUGAAAAUGUGCGAAAGGGACUGGCCCCCAAACCCCCUCCUCCUAUUCGAGACAGUUACAUGAUGUUUGGCAAUCAGUUCCAAUGCGAUGAUCUCAUUAUUCGACCACUGGAGAACCAAGGCAUCGAGCGCCUUCACCCUAUGCAGUUUGACCACAAAAGAGAACUCAAGAAACUAAAUAUGUCCAUCCUGGUCAACUUUCUGGACCUUCUGGACAUCCUCAUCAAAAGCCCAGGCAGCAUUAAGCGAGAGGAGAAGCUGGCACUUUAG